This is a messenger RNA of Rhizopus microsporus ATCC 52813, 1050 nucleotides long. Its product is annotated as NAD(P)-binding protein. The transcript is spliced from 2 exons. Bases 1 to 1050 code for a protein of 349 amino acids. The record is from RefSeq and is a predicted model, not a curated record. Gene Ontology annotation, molecular function: oxidoreductase activity, acting on the CH-CH group of donors, NAD or NADP as acceptor. Lineage: Eukaryota; Fungi; Mucoromycota; Mucoromycetes; Mucorales; Rhizopodaceae.
AUGGUCUCUAAUAAGCAAGUCAUCUUCACAAAGAUCCCUACAGGUUACCCUCAACCAGGCGAACACAUGCAAGUCAAGGAAUCAACCAUUGACCUCGAUCAAGAACUUCCCAAGGGUACAUUUAUAAUCAAGAACCUCGUCUUUUCCGUUGAUCCGUACAUGCGUGGCCGUAUGAGAGAUCCUUCUAUCCAAUCUUACGCGCCUGCCUUUGACUUGAACAAGCCGAUGACAGGUGACACGAUGGGUGUUGUCAUUCGAUCUAACCAUCCUGAUUACAAAGUGGAUGACCUUGUAUACGGUCGUACAGCUCGUGGCCUUUUUGAAGAGUAUUCGCUUGUCAAUGCAGAAUAUGCCAAGAAUUCAUAUGUCGUUCGUAAUGAUCCCAAGGAAAAUGGUCUCCCUAUUAGACAUUAUGUUGGUGUCUUAGGUAUGCCUGGUAUGACAGCUUAUUAUGGAUUGCAUGAAAUUGGUAAACCCAAGAAAGGCGAAACACUCUACGUCUCGGCUGCUGCAGGUGCUGUUGGUCAAUUGGUAGGCCAAUUCGGCAAGGCUUUGGGCCUCUACGUGGUUGGUUCAGCAGGUAGUGAUGAAAAGGUCGAAUACUUGAAAUCCUUGGGCUUUGAUUGUGCCUUUAACUAUAAGAAUGGCUCCAUUUACGAUAAUUUGGCCAAGUAUUGCCCAAAUGGUAUUGACAUCUACUAUGAAAACGUGGGUGGUGAAAUGCUCGACGCUGUCUUGAAACAUGCCAAUAACUAUGCUCGAAUUAUUGCCUGUGGUAUGAUUUCUCAAUAUAACCGUGAAAAGCCUGAUCCGAUCUAUAAUCUCAUGAAUAUCGUGGCUAAGCGAAUCACGGUGCAAGGCUUUAUCAUCAUGGACCAUAUGGACUUUGAAGAACAGUUUCUCAAGGAUGUUACCUCUUUACUGUUGAGCGGUAAAGUCAAGUACCGAGAAGAUAUCGCAGAAGGUAUUGACAAGACUCCAGAGGCUCUUUGUGAUGUCUUGUAUGGUAGAAACUUUGGUAAGCAAGUGGUUCAUAUCGCUGAUUUGUAA